Coregonus sp. 'balchen' is the source of this 5066-nucleotide messenger RNA. The record is from the annotation of a GenBank genome assembly. Lineage: Eukaryota; Metazoa; Chordata; Actinopteri; Salmoniformes; Salmonidae.
CCCGGAUCCUUCGUAAGCAGUGGAGUGAUCAAAUAAGAAAGAUAAAAAAGUAUUUAUUUACCGGUAAGAGAUUGUUGGUAUUUGAAACUUGAUUAUGUCUCGAAAAUAUAUCCUGAUAACACUUGCUUAGUCAUGUAUCCACUCUGUUUUUGUCGUGCCAAUGUUUUACAACAAACGUUAGGCUUUGGAAGCCAGAAUGCUAGCUACUAAUAGCAUCAGGCUUGUUGUGACAAUAUUGGGCGGGUUCGUUUUGCAUGGCCCGAUGCCCCGGGUGUGCAGGUUGGCACAUUUUAGACCAUUCCAUUGGUUAUUAAGUGAAACUUCCACCCACCCGGGGCACCGGGCCAUGUGAAACGAACUGGGCCAUUUGCCGUUUACUCACAAUCCACACAACCAUUCCUUCUUAUUUUAGUGCUAGUUAGUUACCUAGACUCACCUACAUAUGUCUAACAUUAUUUAUAAAUAUUGAUGCCGCUUGUCCUAGAUAAUAUACUUUACUGGAUUCUGAGAGUAGCCUGAACUGUUUUGGACUGUUUGGCCAAUCAGAUGAACUAACAAUCAAACAUGUUCACAGCCUUCAGUGGAUAAACGGCUAGUAAAUUACCUCAACCAGCAAAAAUCAAUCAAUAAAUUGUAAUCUGGAUUUGUUGGAUUAUUCUAUUUUGCAGACCUGGGCUUUGUAGAUCUUUUUAAGCAAGCACAUUUUUUUUGGUUGACUUGUGAUUAAACCCACUGACUGUAAUGAUUGAAUUUAGCUAUGGGUCAUUCUAGCUAUUAGCAUGUUUACAAUUGGGCACAGUACAUUAUGCUUUUUCUGGGAAUCAGGAUUUGGUGGUGGCUAAGGAAAAACGGUUUUACCUAACAGUUACUUACCUCACACAUUGGUUAUCACAUUUUUUAUUGACUACUCUGUUCUUUUAUCCUUUGGUAAACAAGAGAAAACAAGUCAGUCUUUGAGAAGAGUCUAGUAGACUAGUCUAUCAGUGUAUUGAUUGCAACACUCAAACCCAGAAAGUUGUUAAAGAGGAAGUGUCUCUUUUGCUUUCUUUGCAGAGUGUCUGUAUAUAUUUGCACCAGUUGGUCUGGGGGCUUUAUCCUAUCCUUUUGUCCUAUCCUCAAGAACUCAAGUGAAACGACCUCCUUGUUGACAGCCUAAUAGCUACUGUCUCAUUUCAGACCUAGGGCUUCCCGGGACAGUUUUUGAGGAGCUUGUCAUCUUGGCUCUACAAUUAUUUUUAAUGGAUCUUUAACAGUAUUCUUACUGGAGUCAAGCAAAGACGGCUGAAAUGGGACUGUGUUUCCUCCAGCAGGUGAUGUGCCUGAGCAUCCAUGAACACGCGUCGUCGCCACGGUCCUAGGAGCAGCCAGGAAGGCGUGUACCUAGGGCCUGCCCAGACCCAGUCACCGCUGAUCCAGCUGCAGGACCCACAACUCACAGGCCCCAGUCCACCAACACAUGCCCCACUGGUGGACAUAAGCAACAUGUCGGGCAGGGACCGCACCAAUGAGUUCCAGUCAGUCUGCAGGUCACUACAGGGGAGACAGGUGAGUCAGAGACAAAUGAGCAACAUGGAGAGACCAUAUGUCUUUUAAUAAUAUGUAUGUAUUUCUGAAUUAGUAUCAACUAGCUUCACCAAAAUAGAUGUGACAGAUUAGCACCAUGGAGAGAUGAUUUUUAGCACCAUUCUGAUUUAUUAUUAUUAUUAUUAUUAUGUAUGUUCUGAACUAGCAUCAACUGUCGAAUCAUAACAUUCUCUAUCUUCACCAAAAUAGUUGUGCUUGUCAGUUGCACACUGAUCAAUGUUGAUUGAUGUUCCUUGUUCUUUUUGUUUUCUGCAGAAUGGGGUCCAGUCCAGCAAGCCAGCCCUCAGUGCAAUCAGACAGCACAGUGACUUUACCCUCAUGGCAAAGUUAGUAGCAUUACACUGUGUUAUUGACAUGUUAUUGAAUGAGAAUAAUAGAUGAUUAUGAGAACAGAUACAUUUUAUGUAUAGCCCUGUAUUGGUAUCCAUAUACUGAACUGUUUGUUAUGUUUCUUUCUAUUUAACAGGAGGAUUGGGAAGGACUUGAGUAACACUUUCGCUAAACUGGAAAAACUCACAAUACGUAAGGAAGCAACUUUUUAAAGUUUAAUUUUUUAUGUGUCCACAAUGUGUUGGUGGAUAUGGAACUCACUGACUAUUAUCUUGUCUAGUUGCCAGAAGGAAAUCCCUCUUUGAUGACAAAGCUGUGGAGAUUGAGGAGUUAACCUACAUCGUUAAACAGGUGAGGAGAGACAUAUAGUAGAUUCAGCCAUUAUACUAUGUUGUUACUCUACAGCGUUUAAAUGUACAGAAUGCUAUUCAGGCACACUUUAUUAGAUGCCUGUUGGGAUGUGAAAGUAAAAGCAAACUGUCUGUUUUUCUUUUCUUUGUCCAGGACAUUAACAGUCUGAAUAAACAGAUAGCACAGCUGCAGGGGUUUGUGCGCUCCAGACAGAGUCAGAAUGGCAAACAUCUACAGACACAUUCCAACACCAUCGUUGUUUCCCUCCAGGUAACUUCCAUUGUUCUGACAUUCUGAUAUGUCUACUGGUUUUAUCCAAUGUAGAAUAGUACAUGUAACUUUUCCAUGUAGCAUUCAUUUUAUAAUUGCCCUUUUUCUCUUCUAGUCAAAACUGGCAUCAAUGUCAAACGACUUCAAGUCAGUGCUGGAGGUCAGGACAGAGGUAAGGCAGACAGACACACAUCUUUUCACAGUAAAUAUUUUGACCAGACUAGUUCUGAUUUGAUGUUCCAUGUAUAUUUGUUGAACCUCUGCAGAACCUCAAAGAGCAGAAGAGUAGAAGAGAUCAAUUUUCUCAAGCCCCAGCAUCCUCCUCCCAUCUACAUGCCAGCAACUUCGGUGAGACAAACUCUUAUCAGCUCCACAGUACAAAACAAACACUAAAUAGUACAACCUGACCUCUCUUGAUCUCUCUCUCUCUCACUCUCUCUCUCUCGCCCCCCCCCCCCCCCCCCCCCCCCCCUACUCUCUCUUGUAGGUAACUCAUUGUUAAUGCAGGACGACUCAAAAAGGACAGCUGAUGUCUCAAUAGACAUGGACAUCCGUGCCAGCCAACAGCUGCAGCUUGUCAAUGAACAGGUAUUACCUCCAAUCCUCUUGAUGAUGAGAAUCAUUAUAAUGAUGGUGACAAAGCCCAUGACAUUUAAAGCACACUUGACUGACUGUCCUCUUUCAAUACAAAUAAUUUUUAUUGACUGAGACUUGUUUCUUGAUUCAUGAGAAAAUCAGUAAUACUGUUUGUUGCUUAAUAAUUGGCAUUCAUGUAUAAAUCAAUAAUACUGUUUGUUGCUUAAUAAUUGGCAUUAAUGUGUAAAUCAAUAAUACUGUUUGUUGCUUAAUAAUUGUCAUUCAUGCUAAGUGGUGUCACUCUUAUGGUGUGUUUGUAUAGGACUCGUACAUCCAGAGCCGUUCAGACACCAUGCAGAACAUAGAGACCACCAUCGUAGAGCUGGGCUCCAUCUUCCAGCAGCUGGCCCACAUGGUGAAAGAGCAGGAGGAGACAGUGCAGAGGUGAGGUAGACAGAGAUUAUCAAGCCACUGGUUAAGAUGCUUUGUCCCUGAUAUAACAUGGUUGUUUUGUUGGGAUCACAUAUCCAGCUGUGAUCAGACAGGGCGUGCAGUGGUAAGCAGGCUAAUGAAACCUCUGACACUCAUUGACCUUCCAUUUCCCAUCCUCUUUCAUGUAGAAUUGAUGGCAACGUGGAGGACACCCAGCUCAACGUGGACAUGGCACACUCAGAGAUCCUCAAGUACUUUCAGUCUGUCUCAUCCAACCGCUGGCUCAUGGUCAAAAUCUUCCUUGUCCUCAUAGUCUUCUUCAUCGUCUUUGUGGUCUUCUUUGCCUGAGGAGCAGGGGGGCACUUGGCUAAGGAUGAGAGAGGGAGGAAUUGUGCUGGAGGAGAGUAGUGGGGAGGAAAGAGGUGAAAUAGAGGGGAUGUGUAGGGAAUAGAGGAGUAGCUGGAAGGGGAGGUGUGUACCCUCUUUGUUUCUCCUCCUUUAUUUUUCCUUUCUCUCCUUGUGGUUUAAAGAAAAUACCACUACUAACACACAAUUCUACAUGUGUUAAGAUGUGGUUAUGCUGAUAAUGAAUAGCUGUAUGGUAGAAAGAAGAUGAAAAAUAUGAUUCUUGUUAUUAUUACCCUCCAUUAAAUGGAGUAAAUAGAUGAUGAUGAAAUCUAUGAUGGCAGGAUAGAAGACUAUUGCAGUUGGAUUGAAACUCUCCUGUUGUCUUUAUGCAUUAUUUCUGUAAUUUGUAGAAAACAUUCCUACUUCUUGAAGGACAGGGUCAAUCCAAAGAGAGAAAUUGAGUCGGAAUAGGAAACUGGUAGAUUCAUUUGGCCUUAAUAGACCUGUAUGCUGAAUCUCUGAGGGACAUUACUCCCCACAAUGCACCUCACUGCCAGCAGUAAUACCUCCUCUAGGAGGUUAGGGAUGAUUGACAAGUCCAUGUGAAUGCCCUCUGACUUUCAAUCUCUUCUUUGAUGGUUAGAAAAGCUGAUAGGAAAUGUUUUGGCAACUCUUAACUUAAAACUGUACAUGCAUUGUGUUGCACAAUGCUAUCAUGCACAUGAAAGGACAUACAUCAUGACAGUCAACUUGACGUGGUUGACCUGAGAUAAAUGAAUGUACUGUGUAAGUGAAGCAUUGCCAGUACUUCUGAUUGUUUUUGUUUUUCUCUAGUCAGAUACUGAACUGUAUGUGCAGAACUGCUUAUAAAACAUAUUUGAAUUAAGAUACAUUAUUUUCCAUAAACUAGUUAUUUAAAUUAUGUUCAGUCAUGGUCUGCACAUAACACCUGAUGAGUGGUGUUUUACAGACAGAUGUUCUCCAUUUUCCACCCCCUGCCUCCUCCCUAAUACCCACCCACAUACACACACACACACACUUCAUAAAUGUUCAGAGCUCACCAUUUUUUUGAGGACUAAAUCUCAGUUUUAUCUAUGUCUCUGAGGUAUCUGUAAAAUGAAAUUAAUUGAAAUUCUGAUUUGUUAUGUCUCUCCCUUUUUGUUCAAGAGAAUGAC